CUAUGUAGAGGACGUCGGAGAGUCCAAAGCCACAGCUCGAGCGCUGCAUGAGAGUUUAAUAAUGUUCCAGUGCAGGACAUGUGGAUCAACAACCCACUGUUUAAAAGAACGACCAUCCCCUCUGUCGAGCAGCUUCAGUGACCUCUGCCCGUCUCCUGCGUCCGGCCUCCUCAUCACACUUUUAUUUGCUGAGACAGUUGCUGAAAAAAAGUACUGUUGGUACUUUGAAGGAGAUUAUCCUGUGUACUUCGUAUGCAAGACAUAUGAGGACUGCUGUGGCACACAAUGCUGUGUUCGAGACCUUUCCGUUCAGAGAAUAUGGUAUUUCUGGCUGCUGCUGAUAAUUGGCAUUUUGUGCUGCUGCAGUACUGGGUACUUCAUUCGCAGACGUGUCCACCCUUACCCUCCACCCGAGGGACCUGAUUUUAAUGUGUCCUUUACCAGACACCCCAACAUAGCACCAGGGUUGCGUCAGGCUGGCUUUCACAAUUAUGGAGACUCUGAGACUGCAGUCCUCUCCACCGUCUACCCAGCGCAGACCCACCCCGGUCACAUGACUGCAGUGUAUUCAGCCCUGCCGCCCUACUACAGCCAGCCCCCUCCUUCAUAUGAUCGGGUCAUGCAGGACUCGCAGAAGAAAGAAACAGACUCUUAGCACAGUGAUUUGUUCUUAUUCAAACUGUGAGGGUUAACGAAAGAAAGAAACAGAAGAAGCUCAAUAACUCAGGCAUGACUGGAAGUAAACAAACUUACAAACCGGAGCAGAAGAAUGAGUACAAAAACUAAAAAAAGUUAAAGAUGUUGAAACGCCUCCAUCUUUCUCUCAGCAUACAAGACUGCUGGCGGCCUACGGUUCCUCAUCUGUGGUCGCAGAAAGUGCACUUAUGUUUUCAAUGUCAGGACUGAAGGAUAUGUUUAUAAGCAUAACAGGUUAUACAUAAGCUUUCACAUUAGGGCCAGGGAUUAUAGUUGAUCAGUUUAUGGGAUUUGUUUUAUACUUUUAUAUCGUUCGCUUCUAAAAAUAUUUUCAUCUGUAAAAAUGAUCAACCAUUUUUAUUUCUUCAGACAUAAAGGGUAUUAAACACUUCCUGAAUGUCUACUAAAUGUUAUUGAUUAAAAUCCACUGAAUAAUACAACUUUUUUUAUAUCAAACUCAUCACCCAUAACCUUAAUAAAGUAAAAAACAAUUUUUAAAAAAAAUCCUUUUAAAACGUAUUUCUG
Messenger RNA from Carassius auratus (goldfish), 1221 nucleotides. RefSeq names its product vesicular, overexpressed in cancer, prosurvival protein 1-like. The coding region runs from base 62 to 655 and encodes 197 amino acids. Gene Ontology annotation, cellular component: cytoplasmic vesicle membrane. The record is from RefSeq and is a predicted model, not a curated record. NCBI's taxonomy places the organism in Eukaryota, Metazoa, Chordata, Actinopteri, Cypriniformes, Cyprinidae. The transcript is spliced from 5 exons.